AGCGGAGUACCUAAACCGUGAUAAUCUUCCGAAGCAACUGACAGCAGAUGACGUGGUUAUGACUGUUGGGUGCAAACAAGCCAUUGAGCUUGCGGUUGACAUCUUGGCUAAACCAAAAGCCAACGUCCUUCUUCCGAGCCCGGGCUGGCCAUGGGACUUAGCUCGAUGCAUCUUCAGCAAACUUGAGGUCCGCAAAUAUGAGUUCCUGCCCGAAAAUAACUUCGAGAUCAACCUUGACAGCGUCGAAGAGAAAGUGGAUAAGAACACGUUUGCAAUAUUUAUAAUUAACCCUCACAAUCCCAAUGGGAACGUCUACUCUGAAGCUCAUCUGAAGAAGCUUGCUGAGCUGGCCAAGAGACUCAGGAUAAUGGUGGUUUCUGACGAAGUUUAUAGAUGGACCGUGUUUGGGAGUAAUCCCUUUGUUCCCAUGGCGAGAUUCUCGGAUAUUGUACCUGUGAUGACACUUGGAUCUAUAUCGAAGGGAUGGCUUGUCCCCGGAUGGCGAACUGGCUGGCUUGCCCUGCACGAUCUAGAUGGUGUCUUCAAAAGGAAAAGGGUCGUGACUGCUGCUAAAGAAUUUCUUGGGAUAACUUCUAAACCACCAACUGUUAUCCAGGCGGCUAUUCCUGCCAUCUUGAAGCAUAUUCCUAAAGAAUUCUUCGAUAAUAGGCAACGCAUCCUGAAAGAUAAUGCGGAUUACGCUUAUUCUAGAGUCAGUGAUAUAGCCACCCUUAAAUGCUUCAUGAAACCUGAAGCAUGCACCUUCAUAUGGACCAAGCUGGAUUUAGAUGCGUUUAUAGACAUUAAAAACGAUCUAGACUUCUGUGAAAAGCUUGCUGCUAAAGAAAACCUUGUCCUUUUGCCAGGGAUUGCUUUUGGUCUAAGUGGCUGGGCGAGGCAUUCUAUCGACAUGGAUUCUUCAACUUUGGAGGAUGCCUUUGAUAGAUUGGAGAGCUUCUGCGAUUACCAUUCAACACCGCCCUAUGAAACGGCCCAUUCCACUACAGAUGAAAAUUAACUCUUCAAAGACGUCAACGCAUCAACUGAAUGGGUUAACUAUGUAUC
Molecule: messenger RNA, 1065 nt
Organism: Raphanus sativus (radish)
Lineage: Eukaryota; Viridiplantae; Streptophyta; Magnoliopsida; Brassicales; Brassicaceae
Product: cystine lyase CORI3-like
Exons: 6
Coding region: 59-1018 (319 amino acids)
Biological process (GO): amino acid metabolic process; biosynthetic process
Molecular function (GO): pyridoxal phosphate binding; transaminase activity
Source: RefSeq, a predicted model, not a curated record